AUGGCGAUUCGUGCUCCAGGAUGGCACGCCGCCGAACUGGGAACAGCAGGUUACGAGAUUGAAGUUGACCGUCCGGCAGCAUCAGCGGCGGAAGAGCGCGGGCGCGGGCGGUACAGAGUGCCUGGCAGCGCCUCCGUCUUGGUGCCCUGGCCUAGUACGCCUUUGCGAUCGCGCGAACAGGCGCGCGUGCGUGUCCGAGCCUUUAGCAACAUGAAACUUGAACCCACGGGUUGGUCCCCCUGGACGUUGGUCGAAUGUGCACUGCUGGAGCGUGGGGACUGGAGUGCUCGACCCAUUACCAGCGCUCGCCCGCUCGAUUCGGAUGUCGCUGGCCCCUUGAGGCCCAUACGGUUUAGACGCACAUUUACCGUAUCACCUGACGUCGCCGUGGCGGCACGGUCUCGGCUAUACAUCACGAGUCUGGGCGUAUAUAAGGCAUUUGUCAACGGCAGGCCCGUCGGCGAUCAUUGUAUGGCACCCGGUUGGACUAGCUACCACCACCGCCUGAACUAUCAAGUCUUCGAUAUCGCUCCCUUACUGAACCCAAGCGGAGACAAUGUCAUCGCGGUCGAGGUCGGCGAGGGCUGGUAUGCCACCCGGCUGGGCUUCAGCGGAGGUCGAAGGCAUAUCUAUGGCAACGAGCUGGGCUUACUGGUCCAACUGGAGAUCGGCGGCCCUGACACAGAGCGACUCGUGUUGGUCUCGGACAAGUCGUGGUCCUGUAAUGCCAGUGCCAUCACCCGCAGCGAGAUCUAUGACGGGGAGGUCUACGACGCACGAGAAGAAUGCCCGGGGUGGAAGGAAGCGCCGGAACAAAACCACCAGACAUGGCACGCCGUCCGCGAGUUGCCAAUGCCUCAAGCGGAGCUGGUCGCUCCGGAUGCGCCGCCGGUGCGGGUCACCGAGGUGAUCAAGCCCGUCGCCUUGAUCAUCACGCCCACAGGCAAGACCGUGAUCGACUUUGGCCAGAAUCUGGUCGGCCGAUUACUGGUCCGGUCUCUUCACAAACCCCGUGGACACGAGGUAACUUUCACACACGCCGAAGUCCUGGAGAAUGGAGAGUUGGGGAUUCGUCCUCUUCGCCAUGCACGAUGCGCUGACACGAUCGUCUCAUCGGGCGAGCCACUGCAGAAUUGGUCUCCUCAGUUUACCUUCCACGGCUUCCGCUAUGUUCAGGUGGACGGCUGGUCGCCAGAAGACUCGGACGGCCCGUUGCUUCUCGACACCAGCCUAUGCGCCUUGGUUCUUCAAACGGACUUGGUCCGGACGGGCUACUUCUCGUGCUCGCAUGCCAAGGUCAAUCAACUGCAUGAGAAUGCCUGGCGGAGCAUGCGAGGGAACUUCCUCUCUAUCCCGACGGACUGCCCUCAACGAGAUGAACGACUGGGAUGGACGGGUGAUCUCCAGGUCUUCGCGCCCUCGGCCAACUUCCUGUACAAUACCGCUGGGAUGCUCAGUGAUUGGCUGAAGGACCUGGCCGUGGAGCAGUUGAAGGACGUGGCUGACGGUGUCCCCCCUUUUGCAGUGCCUAACGUUCUCCAUGGUAUCUUCCCUGUAGUGCCCCAGGCCGUCUGGGACGACGCGACUAUCUUGAUACCCUGGGCCUUGUAUCGCUCGUACGGUGACGUGGGCAUCUUGCGACAGCAAUACCCGAGUAUGGUGGCCUGGCUCGACCGGGGGGUCCGUCGGGGCCCCGAUCGGCUAUGGGACUCACAACUUUGGCAACUGGGCGACUGGCUCGACCCCACCGCACCGCCAGACCAGCCGGGGGCUUCUCGCACGAGCGGCAGCUUGGUCGCCGACAUGUACCUCGUCCACGUCACGUCAGUCCUGGCCAAGAUCAGUGAUAUCGUGGGGGAGGUCAAGGACGCCAGGCGAUAUGCCGCCGACUCCCAGCAACUGAUGUCCACGUUCCGAGCCAAAUACAUUGCCCCAUCGGGACUCUUGGUUGGCGACACCCAGACAGCUCUCAGUCUGGCCCUCGUGUUUGACCUGCAUGAGACGCGCGAACAGGCGUCGCGCGCGGCCGAGCGAUUGGCCGAGUUGGUGCAAUUCGCCCGAUUCCGCGUGAGCACCGGCUUCGCGGGGACACCGGUGAUCACGCAUGCACUGACCAAGAGCGGAUACCACCAGAUGGCUUACCGAAUGCUGCUGGAGAAGAACCGACCUUCGUGGAUGUAUCCAAUCAGCAUGGGGGCCACCACAGUCUGGGAGCGGUGGGAUAGCAUGCUGCCCGACGGGUCGAUCAACCCGGGCGAGAUGACCAGCUUCAACCAUUACGCUCUGGGAUCCGUGAUCAACUGGCUUCACGAGUGCGUCGCCGGCGUCAGUCCGCUCGAGCCUGGGUGGAAGACCUUCCGCGCCGCCCCAAUCCCGGGCGGGACGAUUGACCACGCCGAAGCAAGCUAUGAGACGCCCUAUGGCCGAGUCGAAUGCCAUUGGUCCAUCCGGGAUGGCGAUCACUUUGAGCUCAGCCUGCUGGUCCCUGCCAACAGCCGCGCGCUGGUCAUCAUGCCCCACGAGCGGACACAGGAUCCUGAUGUCUCUGGGAAGUGGGUUGGAUCGGGACGACAUCGAUUCCAGAGUCGGUGGGAUCACCUUGCGCAGUGGUCCCCGAAGCCGCUGGGCCUUCAGAAACACCUGGAGGAAGCUUCAAAUUCCUGGGAGGGCUACUUUUGA
This is a messenger RNA of Capronia coronata CBS 617.96, 2679 nucleotides long. RefSeq lists its product as uncharacterized. The transcript has a single exon. Gene Ontology annotation, biological process: carbohydrate metabolic process. Lineage: Eukaryota; Fungi; Ascomycota; Eurotiomycetes; Chaetothyriales; Herpotrichiellaceae. The record is from RefSeq and is a predicted model, not a curated record. The coding region runs from base 1 to 2679 and encodes 892 amino acids.